GACCCUGCGCAGCCGGGGGACUUCUACCUGUCCCUGCUGGACCCGAAAACCCUCGCAGAGUGCUGGCCCCCUGAUGGCUUGAUGCCUGAGAGCAGUUACUGGCAGCUGUGCCCUCCCUCUAAGUCCGGCCUGCAGGGGGGGUUGCUGAGCUCUAGCUUCCCCCCCGGCCCCGUGCCCCUGGUGCCCCCAGAUGCUCACUUGCAGGAGGGGGGUGACCCCCUGGACGGCCCCCCCUCUCAGCAGCAGCACCGGCCCUUGGCUCCCAGCACCUCGGCGUCCGAGCUGUCCCUCCCUGGAGCGGCGGCGGCACCCCCCCCGGGUCCCGGGCCACCUCCCCCUCCGCCCCCGCCCCCCAAACGUCACUGCCGCUCCCUGUCGGUACCUGAGGACCUUUCCCGCUGCCGCUACACCUGGCGGCCCAGCGCUUCGCGGGUCUGGACCCCCGUCAGCCGCCAGCAGUGCCACGGAGGAGCAGGGGGAGGCAUUGCCGGUGGGGGGGCGGGGCCAGGGGGCGGGGGUAUGGGUGCCGGUGUGGCAGGGGGAGGGGUGUGUCCUCUCCGUGCCCCCUCCUCCUCUCUGAACUCCUCGCUGCACUCCUCCUCCAGCCCCACCUUCUUCAGCCUGGCGCUGUCUCCUGAUUCGCCGUUGCCGUGGAGCUUCCCGUGGGACCCCAGCGAGGCGGCGGCGGGGGGUGGAGCCUGCUGCUGCUUCUUCCCCUCGCCGUCCUCCUGCUCCUCCUCGCCCUCCCCCCUGCACCCGCCCCCCCCUCCUCAGAGGCGUUUCUCCCUCUCUCCCGUGCUCAUCAGAGACUCGGCGGCGUCUACCUUCCUGCCUCCGCCUCCCGUACCGAGCCAGGCGGCACCGCCCCCCCCGGGCUGCUCCUCCGCCGCCCCCGGGGCGACGGCGGGGGGCCCGGUGCCCGCUUCGCCCUCCUCGGCCUGCAGCACGCCGUCCUCCCUGCGCCGCAGCCUCCCCCCCCAGCUCCCCCGCUGCCACUCGCAGCCCUGCGACCUGCUGCUGCUUAAACCAGGACUGAAGAGACGCAGAGACCCGGACCGGCCCUGCGCCCGGCCCGUCCUCGACUUCACCAAGAUGACUCAGACCCGCAGCAUCGACCCCCAGUGUCUGGAGCGCGGCGGCGGCCGGCUGGCGUGCGGCGGCGACGUGUGCAUGGGCAUGGAGGCGUUCAUGAGCGACUUCAGAGGCUCGUGCUCGCCGGCCGAGUGUCUCGGCAGGACGAGCAUCGGGCCGCUGAGCGAGAGCGACGAGGAGUGCCGCGAGGACGACGACGAAGAGGACGGCGAGGAAGAGGAGGAGGGGGAGCGGGAGGCGGCGCAGCAGGCCGUGUUCGAGCGGGACUGUACAGAACUAGACCUGAACUUAAUAGAAGAGAACUGA
Messenger RNA from Scomber japonicus (chub mackerel), 1398 nucleotides. It is a transcript of the gene fam53c, whose product is annotated as family with sequence similarity 53 member C. Lineage: Eukaryota; Metazoa; Chordata; Actinopteri; Scombriformes; Scombridae. Bases 82 to 1398 code for a protein of 438 amino acids. Gene Ontology annotation, cellular component: nucleus. The transcript is spliced from 4 exons. The record is from RefSeq and is a predicted model, not a curated record. Gene Ontology annotation, biological process: protein import into nucleus.